This is a messenger RNA of Protopolystoma xenopodis, 276 nucleotides long. Lineage: Eukaryota; Metazoa; Platyhelminthes; Monogenea; Polystomatidea; Polystomatidae. The record is from the annotation of a GenBank genome assembly.
AUGGAUCAACAACGUGAACCCAACACAAGGUUGCCCAGAGAAGGCAUGUUUAGCCUGGCGACCACAGCCUCGGCUGUCGGCGCUACGGCAGACGGACAAGCACGUGCACAGCGUGUCCGGGACACAGCCACAAAUAACAGGGAAGACUCGUUUGGCAAAACCGGCCCCAAUAGUCAGACUGAAUGUGUCGGCAUAGGCUUCUUCGGAGGUCUUGCAGUUUACGGCAGUUUGGUCUGCCAUCUCGACAAACGAAAUAAGCCCUUCUCAGCAGAAUAG